UACUAUUUAUGUCAAUAUUGUUAAUGUCAAACAUUAAAUUCAAAAUUAAAAACUCUAGUAAUUGAGUUGAAGAAAAACAAAAUAGAAAUACCAAAUUUAUCUUAUUUCGGGUUAUUCAUAAUUAUUUGUUUGUUUUGAUUAAAUCUGUGCAAUUAAUGAUUAAAAGCUUGAGACAAACUUCAACAGUUUAUAUUUACGUAUUAUAAAUAAUUUUAAAUAUAUUUUGCAUUGUUAAAGGUUUAUCAAUGUUACUAGAUUAAUUUACAAGAAAUAUCGUGUUUGAAAAGGAAAAAUGUUGGAUUGUAAUUCACCGCGCAAAGUGACAUCACGACGUCGUAUUUCAUAUAAACCCAGUGCUUGGAAAGUGCAUCAGUUUGAGAUUUGGAGUGGGGAGUUGGUGUGCAGAGUUGCAGUUCUACGCGCUGAUCGCUGCUUGUUUCUGUGGCUGGGCGGUACCGCGGGCAAGCCAGAAUUGGGCGAAAUGUCAAUGGGAGUGCCAGCGCCGGAAGGCUUACUACAGGGCUGCAGCCGCGGCGGGCUUGCGACAACACUGCUUGGCGCCGAUGGUACCAGCACUGCGAUGGCGCGCCGACUGGCAGCGUCUUUGCAGCGCCCUGUAUAUGUGUGCUCCAGUUGCACUUUAGAUAGAUUUACAAUCCCAAUAGUUGAACGUGGACUCAUUUCUGAAAUUAAAAACAGACCAGAGUGUUUUUAAAUUAGCUAUAUUCAUAAAAUAAAAAACAUUUUUUACCAAUAAAA
Molecule: messenger RNA, 759 nt
Organism: Galleria mellonella (greater wax moth)
Lineage: Eukaryota; Metazoa; Arthropoda; Insecta; Lepidoptera; Pyralidae
Exons: 1
Coding region: 293-715 (140 amino acids)
Biological process (GO): proteasome assembly
Source: RefSeq, a predicted model, not a curated record